UGAAAGUUAGAAUACUCACCCAAGGACGUGGCCUGCUCGGUGAUUGGUUAAAUGAAAGCAACGAGGAUGUCGUCCGGUCGAGAUUAGGCAUGAGGAUUCGAGACCAACAUACACAUUGAAAAUGGACAAAGACAACACAGCUGUGUGGCAGUCAUAGGUAGCAACUUUGUGGAAGUUGCCUGGACUCAAAUUCCGCCGCCGCCGCUCUUGCUGCUGCUCCUGCCCCUGCUGCUCCUACUCCUGCUGCAGAACGACUAACAAAUUGGCAACAGGUGGAGUGGGUACUGGACCAGAUGUGGUGGAGCUAUGAGGAGUUCGUCUACAUGUGUGGGAGAGCAUUCAAAAUGCGCACAGACGGAACUGGCCCACGACCCCUUGACCCGAGGUUUCGAAUUCGCUUACAUCGAACAAAACAUCGACACCAGGGGCGCGUCGCAUUGGGGGCAGUUACGCGAGCGCGGAAAUCAUUGGAGCGGGCUGAAGGCUCACAAAGACGAUUGUGUUAUGUGCCGCAGGUAUCGGAUCAGCACAAUGAUGGCCCCCCCACGAAGCCUGCUAAUAGCCGCUAUAAUACCAACGCACUGAGCCCAGGAGAACAGGCAGAUGUAGCAAAUUGCUUACAGGACUUCCGUGAUUCAUUGGCAGCUGCUGUCGGUAUUGUUGGUGCUUACCAAGCUAAACUCUCGAAUGAUGCAGAGAGGAGGCAAAGAUGGUUUGAUAAUGCGAUAAAGCUGGUUACUGUCGCUACGGCUCUGGGAAAGGCCCUGGCCCCGAUUUGAGUCUGGAGGGUCCCGAAAUAAAGUUCUUAAUCCCGCUGUACUGGACUGUUAUGCUACCUUGGUCUUGGAAUGAUUUUGCGAACCUCUAAGUGCUUUGGUUGACUGCUACUUAUUGUACAAUCCACAUCAUCUUGGUACUGGAAAUUUACCCCUGUAUUCAUAAAAAGCGCAGCC
Aspergillus alliaceus is the source of this 953-nucleotide messenger RNA. RefSeq lists its product as uncharacterized. NCBI's taxonomy places the organism in Eukaryota, Fungi, Ascomycota, Eurotiomycetes, Eurotiales, Aspergillaceae. The record is from RefSeq and is a predicted model, not a curated record. The transcript has 2 exons. The coding region runs from base 294 to 779 and encodes 161 amino acids.